Molecule: messenger RNA, 2336 nt
Organism: Salvia hispanica
Lineage: Eukaryota; Viridiplantae; Streptophyta; Magnoliopsida; Lamiales; Lamiaceae
Source: RefSeq, a predicted model, not a curated record
UUUGCUACUAGUUUCAUAAUCCUCAUCAUCACCAAAUCAAUGUUGAGUGAAGCAGUAGCAAGGAAUGUUUCAAAUUCGAGCAGAGAAUUCCAAGCAUUGAAGGAUUUUGGAUGGCCUUAUAUCAAUUCAACAGUUCACCACUGCCACUUGGAAGGCAUUACCUGUGACGAUCAUGGCCGCGUUGCAAAGAUAAGCCUGCAAAGUAAUGUAGGGUGCGAUGAUGAACCUUGGUACUGCCACGAUCUUCGCUAUUUGGAUCCGCUUGUUUUCACAUCUCUCACUAGCAUUCAUCUCACCUCAUGUGGUCUCUAUGGAGAUAUCUCAUCAAAUAGUAUAAGUUACUUCUCCAACCUAAUUUAUCUCAAUUUGUCUCAUAAUCAUGUCUAUUCUUAUCUGCCACUUUCAUUCACAAAUUUGAGUCAGUUACAUGUGCUUGACCUUUCUGAUAAUGAUCUUGGUAAUAGUGUCAUAGCACCUGAAAUAGGGAGCUCCAGCCUAGUUUAUCUCAAUUUGUCUCAUAGUCAACUUCAAAUUGAGCUGCCUCUUUUACUGCCAAGAAACUUAGAGGUGCUUGACAUAUCUUCUAACAGAAUUUUUGGUGCCAUUCCCUCUGGAAUAGGGUAUCUCCAUCAUUUGAUAUUUCUUGAUUUGAGCAACAAUAACAUCAGUGGCUAUCUGCCCACGAAUAUGAGCCAAUUAACAAAAUUGGAAAUCUUGAAAUUGGACUUGAAUAGGUUGGAGGGUGUUUUUGAAGCAGGAAUACACAUGCUUCCUUCUAUAAAAAGGAUAGACCUCACUAGAAAUACAAUCCGAGGACGGAUACCUUUUGAGUUUGGAUAUGGUGCUAAUGCACAGUUUCUCAAUAUCGAUCUUUCUUGGAACUAUGUUUUUGGUGAAGUCCCUGAAUCUGUUUCACGUUUGGAUGGAAUUAAUUUGUCCUACAACAGUUUAGUAGGCCGGAUUCCAUCCAACGUAUGGCGUAAGUUUGGGACAGAAUCGUUCCUAGACAAUCUCAACUUACAUCCUCCAAAGGGAUCCAGGAUUAACAUGGAAAUUAUUUACUAUGUAAUCUUUGUGAUUUUCAUUUUCUGUGGAAUCUAUUUCAUAUUCUCCAAAAGAAGGGAAAAGAAAGCAGCACCACUCACACCACCUUAUCCCAAACAUGGAGAUAUAUUCAAGAUUUGGAACUUUGAUGGCAACAUGGCUUAUCAAGACAUCAUUGAAGCAACACAAGACUUUGAUUUCAAAUACUGCAUUGGAACUGGUGCCUAUGGAAGUGUCUACAGAGCAAAACUGCCCAGUGGAAGAGUUGUUGCUGUUAAGAAGCUUCACAGAUUUGAAGGAGAUAAUCCUAAUUAUGACAUGUGUUUUAGAAACGAAGUCAAGGUUCUCUCUCAAAUACGUCAUCGACAUGUUGUAAAGCUUUUUGGUUUUUGUCUGCACAAACAAAGCAUGUUUCUCAUAUAUGACUACAUGGAAAGAGGAAGCUUGUUUAGUGUGUUGAAGGCCGAAGAUGAAGCAGUGGAGCUGAAUUGGAAGAAGAGGAUAAAUGUGGUGAAGGGCAUUGCCAAUGCAUUGUCUUACAUGCAUCACGAUUGCAGCCCGCCUAUUCUACACAGAGACGUAUCGACUAGCAACAUACUCUUGGAUUCUGAGUACGAAGGUUGUUUAUCUGAUUUUGGGACAGCUAGAUUGUUGGAUCCAAAUUCCUCCAAUCAGACUCUGUUAGUCGGGACUCGAGGCUAUAUUGCACCAGAGUUAGCCCUCACAAUGAUGGUCACAGAAAAAUGUGACGUAUAUAGCUUCGGAGUUGUGGCACUGGAAAUCAUGUUUGGAGAUCAUCCAGGGCAUUUCAUUUCCUCCAUGACGACGAUGAGAUCCACACUGUCUGCUCAAAACAUGAUGGUGCAACAACUCUUGGACAAGCGGCUGCCAUCUCCAGACGAAGAUGUAAGAGUGUCGAGGGAAGUGGUUGGAGCGGUGAAAACAGCACUCAAAUGCAUAAGCUCUGAUCCAAAGUCGCGGCCGUGUAUGAAGGAUGUGUCUCAUGAACUCGCUAAGCACCCACCACGGUUGACCAUGCCAUUACGCUCCAUAUCAGUGCUUCAUCUCAUGCAUUCAGAUUGAGCUUAUGUCAUGAUGUUGUUAUUGUGUCGUGUUCUAUCUUCUUCCAUUUUGUUAGUUUUUUCCGAUAAUAAUCAGUCUCUAAUGUCGAACAAAGUGUAAAGAUCUCUAUGAAACAAAUAGCCCUAAGCUAGUUACCACUGUUUCUAGAAGAGCUUCUAAACAAGAUGUGGAGGGUUGGGACAUUUCCUAUCCUGACAUUUUCUAUAAUA